Saimiri boliviensis boliviensis (Bolivian squirrel monkey) is the source of this 1119-nucleotide messenger RNA. The record is from RefSeq and is a predicted model, not a curated record. NCBI's taxonomy places the organism in Eukaryota, Metazoa, Chordata, Mammalia, Primates, Cebidae.
AUGGCAGCAGACCACCAGACCAUCCUGCGUGCCUGGGCCGUGAAGGACUUCGCCCCCAACUGCCCCCUCUACGUCCAGAUCCUCAAGCCUGAAAAUAAGUUUCACGUCAAGUUCACCGACCACGUGGUGUGUGAGGAGGAGUGCAAGUAUGCCAUGCUGACACUCAACUGCAUCUGCCCGGCCACCUCCACCCUCAUUACCCUGCUGGUGCACACGUCCCGUGGCCAGGAGGGACAGGAGUCCCCAGAGCAGUGGCAGUGCAUGUACGGGCACUGCUCCGGCAACGAGGUGUACCACAUCCGCAUGGGCGACAGCAAGUUCUUCCGCGAGUACGAGGGUAAGAGCUUCACCUACGCGGCCUUCCACGCCCACAAGAAGUACGGUGUGUGCCUCAUCGGGCUGAAGCGGGAGGACAACAAGAGCAUCCUGUUGAACCCGGGGCCAUGGCACAUCCUGGCCGCCUCCGACACCUGCUUCUACAUCAACAUCACCAAGGAGGAGAACUCGGCCUUCAUCUUCAAGCAGGAGGAGAAGCGGAAGAAGAGGGCGUUCUCGGGGCAGGGGCUGCACGAGGGUCCGCACAGCAUCAUCGCCUCCAUGGGGACAGUGGCCAUGGACCUGCAGGGCACAGAGCACCAGCCCAUGCAGAGUGUCGGGAGCGUCGGGAGCAGCAAGCUGGCACUGCCCACAGAGAACGGCUCGGGCAGCCAGCGACCCAGCAUCGCACCCGUCCUAGAACUGGCUGACAGCUCGGCCCUGCUGCCCUAUGACCUGCUGAGUGACCAGUUGGAGGACGAGGUGACACCCUCGGACGACGAGGGGCUCUCUGUGGUGGAGUACGUGAAGGGAUACCCUCCGAACCCGCCCUACAUAGGCAGCUCCCCAACCCUGCGCCACCUCCUGCCUGUGAAAGCCCCCUUCUGCUGCCUGUGGCUGGACAAGAGCUGCAAGCACAACAGCUAUGAAGAUGCCAAGGCCUACGGGUUCAAGAACAAGCUGAUCAUUGUGUCGGCAGAGACGGCUGGCAAUGGGCUGUACAACUUCAUUGUGCCGCUGCAGACCUACUACAGGUCCCGCAAGGAGCUGAACCCCAUCGUUCUGCUGCUGAACAACAAGUGA